GCGCACAGCGGCUGAGGACACAACACUAGACCCCCGUCUGUAUUUUGUCUCCGCCGUUCGCGGUGCUACUCUGAUUCUCGCCUCAUCCAUUCCUGGCUUUUGUCAUCAACUUGGGAAAUACAAACAUCCUCGAAGAAUCAUUUUGAAAAGGACAGACGGCCCUCUCAGCCCCAUCCCCACACCCCAGUGAUGCUUAGCUGCUGUAUCCUAGAGGCCCAUCUUGGCAGUUAGAGGAGAGGUCAUCACCAUGACAGCGUCCUUGCAGGACUCCACACCCUCGUCUAUGGCUGGCCUCUUCCUGCUCCUUCUCCUCCCAACUGUUUUCACACAGAACUCGGCCCCGACGACCCCGAUCCCGUCAUUGUUUGACCCGCUGACCCAACCAGAGUGCGCAAAGAAAGAACACCCAAAGGUUUCCAUCCAAGCCCUCAGUCCAUGGAUGUCUACUUUCUCCCAACCCGGUGUGAGAGACUACUCCCAGCUCACCCUUGACCUGACCAGGAAUGAGCUUAUUGUUGGUGCCAGAAACUACCUGUUCAGACUGGACCUCAGUAACAUGUCGCUGAUACAGGCAACAGAAUGGGCACCGGACGAGGAAACCAGGAGGUCCUGUCAGAGCAAAGGCAAAACAGAGAUUGAAUGUCAGAACUACAUCAGAGUGUUGUUGGUGAACAAGACUGAGGUCAUGACCUGUGGAACCAAUGCUUUCCAGCCGCUAUGUAUUACCAGAGAGGUGGGCAACAUGAGCAGCGUGCUGGAGCGGGUGAAUGGCGUGGCGCGCUGCCCGUACGAUCCUCGUCACAACUCCACGGCAGUGGUGACAGAGAGCGGCGAGCUGUAUGCCGCCACCGUCAUUGACUUCUCUGGCCGCGACCCCGUCAUAUACCGCAGCCUGGGUGGCAUGCCACCUCUUCGGACCGCCCAGUACAACUCAAAAUGGCUCAAUGAGCCUCACUUCAUCUCAGCCUACGACAUCGGCCUCUUCACCUUCUUCUUCCUGAGGGAGAACGCAGUGGAGCACGACUGUGGCAAGACAGUCUAUUCCCGCGUAGCGCGAGUCUGCAAGAAUGACAUCGGCGGGCGAUUUCUGCUGGAGGACACCUGGACCACGUUCAUGAAGGCGAGGCUCAACUGCUCACGCUCUGGGGAGAUCCCCUUCUACUACAACGAGCUGCAGAGCACCUUCUACCUGCCGGAGCAAGACCUCAUCUACGGCAUCUUCACAACUAAUGUCAACAGUAUUGCAGCAUCUGCAGUGUGUGCCUUCAACCUGAGCGCCAUCACCCAGGCCUUCAAUGGGCCCUUCCGCUCCCAGGAAAACCCUCGCUCCACCUGGCUUCCCACGCCCAACCCCAUCCACAACUUCCAGUGCGGUACUAUAGAUGAUGAGGGUCCCAAUGAGGGUUUGACAGAGCGCAGCCUGCAGGACGCACAGAGGCUCUACCUGAUGAACGACGUGGUCCAGCCAGAGUCUGUUGAUCCGCUGGUCAUGCAGGAUGACGUUCGCUUCUCCAACCUGGUUGUGGACAUUGUUCAGGGCAUGGACACCCUCUACCAUGUUAUGUAUAUCAGCACAGAAUAUGGCACCAUCCUGAAGGCACUGGCUACGCCCAACAAGAACCUACAAGGUUGUUAUCUGGAGGAGAUGGAGCUCCUCCCACGAGGGGUACGAGAACCAAUCCUAAGCCUGCAGAUCCUGCACAGUGACAGGUCGCUCUUCGUAGGGCUCAACAACAGAGUCCUGAAGAUCCCGCUGGAGAGGUGCUCCACCUACAAAACUGAGAUGCUGUGUUUGGAGGCGAGGGACCCCUACUGUGGCUGGGACUUCAGGCAGCGCAGAUGCACCACACUGGAGGACAGCUCCAACAUGAGCCAGUGGAAGCAGAACAUCACCCUUUGUCCGCUGCAGAACCAGACCACCAACGGUGGCUUCGGACCCUGGGCGCCAUGGCAACCCUGCAACAAUGAUGAUGGCGUGGAUGGCGUGAGCUCCUGUUUGUGUCGCUCCAGGUCUUGUGAUAGCCCCGCCCCUCGAUGUGGAGGCAAAAACUGCGAGGGCCCCACCAUUGAAGUCUCCAACUGCUCGAGAAAUGGAGGCUGGACGCCCUGGUCAUCAUGGGGACAGUGCAGCACAACCUGCGGCACAGGCUUCGAGCUGCGGCAGCGGUCGUGUAACAACCCUUCCCCACGUCAUGGUGGCCGUGUCUGCGUGGGGCUGAGCAGGGAUGAGAGGUUCUGCAAUGAGGGGGUGUCCUGUCCUCAGCCUAUCUUCUGGUCCCCAUGGGGCUCCUGGACCAAGUGUAGCACUGAGUGCGGGGGAGGUGUCCACUCCAGGGUCCGCACUUGUGAGAAUGGCAACAGCUGCCCAGGAUGUGCGCUGGAAUACAAGGCCUGUAACCUGGAGGCGUGUCCGGAGGUGAAGAGGAACACACCUUGGACGCCCUGGAUGCCUGUCAAUGUAACUCAAGGCGGAGCUCGUCAGGAGCAGAGGAUGCGAUACAUGUGCCGAGCACACCUGUCCGAUCCCCACGAGCUGCAGAUUGGACGCAGGAAGGUGGAGACGCGCUUCUGUCCCAACGAUGGCACAGCAGCCUGCGAGACAGAUACCCUGGUGGAGGAGCUUUUGAAGACACCGGUGGUAAGAGUGGCGGGCGCCGGCUGGACAUCAUGGGAGACCUGGUCAAGUUGCUCGCAGAGUUGUGCCAAAGGCUACCGCACCCGUCGGCGAACCUGUGCUGGACCUGAGGGGAAGAGCGCCCCUGUUGCAUGCCGUGGUUCACCGGUGGAGUAUCAGGACUGUAAUGUCCAGGCAUGUCCUGUGAAAGGUGCAUGGUCCUGCUGGUCGUCCUGGUCUCAGUGCUCACUGGGUUGCGGUGGCGGUCACUACCAACGCACACGCUCCUGUAACAGCCCCGCGCCCGUCAACGGAGGGGACAUCUGCAUAGGACUACACACUGAGGAGGCCCUGUGCAACACACACACGUGCGAUGAUGGUUGUGCUGCAAGAACGGAGCAGAUGGUGAAGGCUGAGCAGCCUGUCAGUGAGCACCAGGCUGAUAGGAAAGGUGGCUGGAUGGCCUGGUCGCUGUGGUCAGCGUGUGAUGAUUCAGGCUUGCAGAUGAGGAGUCGGGUUUGUGGUGCCCAGGGCAACACCCCCUGUGUGGGGAACAGCACUCAGCGCAGAGACUGCAAUGAAAUACCCGUCAUUCUCCCUGCAUCUGGUUUUGAUAAGGACCAACACUGCGGAGCGUUCACCUCCAUCCACCUAAUUGCCACUGGUGUGUCUUGUUUCCUCGGGGCGGGGCUCCUGUCCUUCUUGAUCUACGUCUACUGUCAGCGUUUCCAUAAGCCUUCGCAGGAGUCCGCCGUCAUUCACCCCACCACUCCAAACCACCUUAACUAUAAGGGCAACACCACGCCAAAGAACGAAAAGUACACGCCCAUGGAGUUCAAGACACUGAACAAAAACAACCUGCUGCCAGAUGAAAGAUCAAACUUCUACCCAACACCGCUCCAGCAGACGAACGUCUACACCACCACCUACUAUCCCACGGCGCUCGGCAAAUACGACUACCAGCCCAACUCCUCCCCUUCACCAUGCAGGACCUACAACCACAGCAACAACAGCUGAGACACACCGCGCAGCUGGCUCUCCAACCGCCCCCUGCCACUGCCCCAAACGGACACCACCCCUAUGCCAUGGUGACAUAACUGAACCGAAAUGAACUGAAAUGUUUUUCAGAGGCAGGUUUUCUCUGUCCGCCAGUGCUCCUCUCCUCGCUCCCGUAGUUGCUUCCGCAUGGUAGGGUUUGUGUUUUCAAGGGUGUUUCUGGAACUUUCCAUGAGGAGAUGUGGGUCUGGACAACAAUGCCCCGGUCCUGGUGCAGUCAGGGACUGAGGCAACCCACUCGGGGUGUGUUAUUGUAAGAGCCUGACUUGACAUAACAGUGUCAACCCAGAGCUUCAUCUUCAUGUGGGGAUCCAGUGGAAAAUUCUAGCAGGGCAAGUUAUGGCUUUAGACAGCGCAGGUGCUGAGUUGAGCUUCCACGACUGCAGAAAGAACAGAACAUUUAAAAAAUGACAUUUCUCUGGAUCUGGGUCACCAUUUUACACCUCUCCAUUUCAAGCCACAUUCUCAGCCUGUAACGAACUUUGAGUCCCUCAACAACACAAGCAGUUACUGAGAACAAACAGCGCAUAUCAUUAUGUCCUUGCAACACAGCAUGGAUCAAGAGAACAACAACAAAAGAGAAAACUCAAUGAUGAAAUAAAUUAGAGAUCAAUAUCAGCUUGGUUGUUCGGGGCGGAUGCACACCCUCCAUUGUUGGUGUUUCGCAUGACAGAAAAGAUAAGAACUUCAGAGUCAAUUAAGUUUUUUGACGGCUGUUUGUAAGAGUUACAACAAAAAACAACAGCCUCAGUUGAAGGGAAAUAAUCUGCUUAUGAUCGGAGUCACACACUUUCUGCGUACAAGGACCUUCAUUUGUGGAGUUGUGGGAAGUGGUCUGAACUGUACAUAAAGCUUUGGGAAUGCCUUGGGUGCCUGUAUGCAAUAGAGGGCAGGAGAGAGUUUUGUUUUCUUUUUAUUUCUUCUGUUUUAUUUCUUCCCCAGAUCAAUAAAGACUUCUGAAAGAGAAUUGAUUGAUUCUCCAAUUGAUUCUCCAAUGGAUGCACCAUUUCUACUGAGUGCUAAAUAGCUCGGUGGUCAUAUCAAAUAUGGCCAGUGUGCUGAACAACUGGAUUGGGUUAUCUAUGAUGGUAGAAUAAGCUAGUAGACUGGCACUUGUUCCUUUUUUUUUAAUGUUUUGUUUUUUUAAGAUAAUUGUUUUAUGCUCAGACGAGCCGUAGCAUAGGAGGAAAUAUUUUGUUAAAUAAGAUAUAGCUGAUUAAUUGUUGUUUCUCUAAUUUCACUUCAAUGAGUGAACACAUUCCUGUGUUUUCUUGAUUUUUCAGCAGUUCGGUAACCAUUGCAUCUUCAAUACCUGAAAUGUAACACACACAAAACAAUAAACAUUACUGAUAUGGUUUUUACAAUAAAUGAUUGUAACAAAAAAAUCUAUUUGGCCCCCGCUUAGAAAAAGAAAAAGGGGGGGAAAAAAAAAAAAAAAAAACUAAAUUAUGCUUGCUUAGAAGUUUGCCUGUGUGAAGAUCAAAAUGAGUGCAUGUGUGUGUAGAUGUGCGUACAUGAGAACACAUGUACUGUAUGCGUGUCUGUAUGCCUGAAUGAGCAAAGGGGUGUUACUGUAUUUUGUACAAUGUAAAUGCUUUCAUACAUAUGACUAUAUAUGAGGAGGUCUGUAAAGGCUUUUUUUUUCGGUGAGUUUGUUUUCCACGUUCUGUCACUGACACUCCAGGCAUUCUACUGGUUUUUCUAUAUUUCACGUAUGAGAUGUUAAUCAUUGUAAGCUAAAGAAUCGCACCACUGGUUCCCACGGAGAUGGAACGGACUCUAUUUAUAGUCAAAGCUUGGUUUAUAAAGGGCAUUUUCACAGCUAUAUUUUAUUAUUAUUGCCUGAUUGAUGAAUGCUAACCCAGCAAUGCUUUUCAGUUCAGCUACUGUACAUGCACGAAAUGAGAGCUCUAUCUGUAUAUAGGAGCGACAGCCUUCUGCAGCCAAUUUAAUGACCCUGAAGAGGAUCGUGUAAAUGUAUCUGUAUAUUGUAUAGCUAACACUGUUUGUUUAAAAAAGCCUUAUAGUUGUUUUAAAAAAGUGCAGCAGCUAAGUACACAGCAACCAUGAGGUUUGUUUGGGGACAGAGCUCCACAAUGUGACCAACUGCCUGUGGCUUAUGACCUUUCCCAGCUGCUCAAACAUCAAAUUUCCAGAGACACAUGAACCCAGGCUGAAAAUAACUCAGCGCAGCGCUGAUAAGGAGUGAGUAUCAAAUAUUAUAUCCUCCAAACGGUCACACAUAAUGGAGAAACGGAAUUCGGAAAAAUUGCUUUUGAUCCAAACUAAGCCUCUAUUGGCCCGGUGUGAAAGCCAGUCAUCUGAUUGGUCAAUUUUUAGCUCUGUCCCCCGCGAUGUGAGGCUCUGUGCCCUUCUAUGCAACUUACCAGGUGUACUGUUAGACCUGUCGUGUAGACUGUAAUCACUGCCUUUUAGACACUGUGAAUUUUUUGGUACCCUAUAUUUUUGUAUAUUGUACAUUAUAAAGGAUAAUAAACCUUGAUGCCAAUGCACCCAAUAUGGCCAGUGGGCUUUGUCGGAGUUACGGUUUUGAGGAGGAAUUUGAGAUUUUCGUGGCACAGGUAUCAAUAGAGAGUUGGAGUUGCUGCGGUCAGACCUUUUUACAGAUAUCUUUAAGUUAGUCUUGAGGAGAUAAACAUAUUUAUUAACAGCUUUUUUGGGGAAUGAAUACUGUGUUUUUCAUUCAAUUUCAACAGGUUUGCUUGUGUGCUC
Molecule: messenger RNA, 6403 nt
Organism: Xiphias gladius (swordfish)
Lineage: Eukaryota; Metazoa; Chordata; Actinopteri; Istiophoriformes; Xiphiidae
Gene: sema5ba
Product: sema domain, seven thrombospondin repeats (type 1 and type 1-like), transmembrane domain (TM) and short cytoplasmic domain, (semaphorin) 5Ba
Exons: 24
Coding region: 248-3631 (1127 amino acids)
Biological process (GO): positive regulation of cell migration; negative regulation of axon extension involved in axon guidance; axon guidance
Molecular function (GO): semaphorin receptor binding; chemorepellent activity
Source: RefSeq, a predicted model, not a curated record